AUGGUGGAACUUUCUGAGGCACUACCAGAUGAAGAAUUGCUGAAGCAAACAGUAUUAAAUAAUGAUGACGAUGAUAGAAGAAUGACAAGGCUGCGGAUUGAACGGUUUCGCACAACACAUACAUUAUAUAUCCUGCUAUUAUUUUCCUUAGCAGUAUUGCAAGCCAUUGCAAUAGCAUUUUUUACUCGUGGAUUCCUACUAUCUAGAACAGUCCUUGAUAAUGUUGCAUCGUUUGACGAAACGAAAGAUUCGUAUGGAAAGUUUGAUAAAGCAGUAAUACUGAUCGUUGAUGCAUUGAGAUUUGAUUUUGUUAUUCCAGUUGAUACUGCAGCUGAAGGAUAUAAUGAUAACUAUCAUAAUAACUUAAAGGUAUUGUACGAAUAUUGGGACAAUUCAGUUCUACUGAAAUUCAUUGCAGACCCUCCAACAACAACGUUGCAACGCCUAAAAGGGCUAACGACAGGUUCUUUACCCACUUUUAUCGAUGCUGGGUCUAACUUUAAUGGGGACGUAAUAGUCGAGGAUAAUUUAAUCAAGCAGUUAUAUCUGCAUAACAAAUCUAUUUAUUUUGUGGGGGAUGAUACGUGGGACGCCUUAUUUCAUCCCUACUUAUCAAACAUGAGUGUACCUUAUGAAUCUCUCAAUGUGUGGGAUUUGGAUACCGUUGACAAUGGAGUGAUUUCAUAUUUUGAAGAACACCUUUUAGACAAGGAUCCUCUAGAUAGAGAAUGGGAUGUCCUAAUUGGGCAUAUGUUAGGCAUUGAUCAUGUUGGCCAUAAAUAUGGUCCGAAUCAUUUCACUAUGUCUGAAAAGCAACAGCAAGUGGACAAGUUCAUACGCAAGGUAAUUGCCUCUAUUGAUGAAGAUACCUUACUUGUGGUAAUGGGUGAUCAUGGUAUGGACCAUACGGGAAAUCAUGGUGGUGAUUCCAAUGACGAAUUAGAAAGUACCUUGUGGCUCCAUUCCAAACGUAAAAAUGCAUGGAAACUAAAAAGCCCAGAUCAGUACAACACUUCCCGAUUAGGUGAAAAUUACAGACAGGUCAAUCAAAUAGACCUUGUUCCCACUUUAUCGUUACUACUGGGCACCCCUAUACCAUUUAACAACUUAGGAUGGCCAGUUGACGAAAUCGCUACCUCCGACGAGGAAUGGAAAAUAUAUACGAGAACCACGUUAGACCAACUACAGACCUACAAUAUGACAAGUAGGGCAAUUACUAACCCUCAGAAAAACGUUCUCCUUCAACAACUGUGGCAGAAUUCUACUAUAUCAGCACAGUAUGGUUCUGAAUACCAAGCGGCCCUUUUAGACACGUACAAGGACCUAUGGGCCCGUUUUGAUUAUUAUAGCAUUGGGACUGGUAUCCUACUACUAACCUUGUUUUUAGGACUAUUGGUUACUGUUACGAGACUGAUUUCAUCCAUAGUCGUUGGUCAGAUGGUAUCAGAAUUAGUUCCAACAAUAGUGGUAAUGGCACUAGUUUCUAACGUUUGUUUUAUUGGAAUAUUUUAUGUUCUGCAUCAGCCAGCGUUCCUAGCCAAUUGGUUUUGGUGCUCCUUAUUGGCUACUGCAGUUGGUAUCAUUAUUGGUUUCUAUAUUCCCAUAUUUGACCGGUAUAAUCUGGCUUGGUUGACGUUCAGACUUGUUGAAGAACUAUCCGAUUACUGGUCUAGAAUUGCAGCAAUGUUCAUAGCAAUACAUGCUUUAUUAUUUAUAUCCAAUUCAUUUACAAUCUGGGAAGAUAAAAUUGUCAGCUUUUUAUUGACGACGCUAGGAAUGUUAACAUUAUACGAAUUUGUAUUCUUACCCAAAAGACAAUAUACCGCAGCACUUCUUAAUGCUUCAUUGGGAGAAAAAGAAGGCACUGUUUCGGGGGCUACGUCUGGUCAAGCUAACUCAGAUUCAUUGCCUUUAGGGAGAUUUGCAAGAAUGGUUGGAGGCUACCACUCUAUUGUUUUAAUAGUGUGUACAAGAUUAGCAUCUCUCAUCACUAUUUGCCGCGAAGAGCAAGGAAUCCACUGUACUCCAACGUUCAGCUUGCGUAGUAAUUAUUCAAUGCCAGUUAUUCUAGGAUGCCUAUUUUUGGUUUUUGCCAUUCCAUCGUGUAUUAAAGGCUAUUAUAAUGUCUGUUCUUCCUAUCAAGCUGCUGCACCAAUAUGGAUUGGAAUGUUAUUGAAAUCUAUUCUAUUUGUUAAUUUCAUAUAUUGGGGCCUAACAGCCUUUGAAAAUAUGUCCCAAGGUUUUCAAAUCAAUCUUGGAAUUGUUAAACUUACAUUAUCUCGUAUCAUUGUGGGUGUCUCAUUAAUUGUCGCCAACAUUGGCUGGAUGAUGGGCCCUUUGUGUAUCAAGUUGAAUAUUCACAAUAAUGAUACAAAGUCUCAUCAAGCCACUAUAUUAGGAUAUACUAAUGUGUAUGGAGCUCAGUACUUUCUGUUGGUGACUAACUUUUUGAUGUGUAUCAUGUUGUUCAACAAACCAUUAGCUCAACUUUCGUUGUUCCUAAUGUGUAACCAAUUGUUAUCCGUUUUAGAAAUUAUAGAUUUGUUAAAACUGAAAGAAAAUUUAAUUGGACCGGUUGCAAUGGGUUUGAUUUCCUAUAAUCAGUUUUUUAGCACUGGCCAUCAAGCCACUAUUCCAUCAGUCCAAUGGGAUAUGGGUUUCGUUUUAACGGAAAGCAUUACAUUUCCUUUCACACACUUGGGCAUCAUUAUGAACACUUUUGGACCUCAUAUUUUAUGUGCUGUAUCAGUUGCAUUGCUUACUUUAUGGAAGCAGCCUCCUGGAGUAUUGAGAGCGAACACUUUAUUAGCACGCAUUGUAUCUAAUUGUGGGAUGUUGUUGAUUUAUCAUACUGUAUUAUGUCUGAGUAGCUUCAUUUGGGUCACUCAUUUCAGGCGGCAUUUGAUGGUGUGGAAGAUUUUUUGUCCUAGGUUUAUCUUCGCCGCAUUAAGUUUGAUUGUAACACAAUUAGUUGUAACUUUCAUCACUGUUGCCUUUGCAGGUGGUCGGUUAAUUAGACAAAUCAACCACCUUUUUUGGAAAUAG
Eremothecium cymbalariae DBVPG#7215 is the source of this 3045-nucleotide messenger RNA. It is a transcript of the gene GPI13, whose product is annotated as mannose-ethanolamine phosphotransferase GPI13. Gene Ontology annotation, cellular component: endoplasmic reticulum membrane. The record is from RefSeq and is a predicted model, not a curated record. Lineage: Eukaryota; Fungi; Ascomycota; Saccharomycetes; Saccharomycetales; Saccharomycetaceae. The transcript has a single exon. The coding region runs from base 1 to 3045 and encodes 1014 amino acids. Gene Ontology annotation, molecular function: mannose-ethanolamine phosphotransferase activity. Gene Ontology annotation, biological process: GPI anchor biosynthetic process.